GCCAUCACCACUCUGUAGCAGACAGGCGCUCUGGGGGAGCGUUUUCCUUGGUUUUAUCGGAUUAUAACUGUCUUCCUGAAGUUGUCUCACUAACUGACCGCCACCAUGGGCAGCACAAAGAAGUUGACAAUCCUGCAUUUCAAUGAUGUUUACAACGUUGAGCCUCAGAAGCUGGAGCCAGCAGGUGGCGCAGCGAGGAUGGCGCACUAUGUGAAGACGCUGCACGAUGAAAACCCGCUGGUUCUCUUCAGUGGCGAUGCCCUCAACCCUUCACUCAUGAGCAUAUUCCUAAAGGGAACACAGAUGCAGCCUGUGUUGAACUCCAUCCCAGUGCAUUGUGCAGUCUAUGGAAACCAUGAUUUUGAUUUUGGUGUGGACCAUUUGGAAGAUUUUGUUGAGCAGUGCUCGUUCCCAUGGUUACUGAGCAACAUAACUGACAAGUUGAACGACAAGCCUUUGGCUAACGGGUUGAUCAAGUUAAUAAUGGACUGGAAUGGAGUUAAGGUUGGAUUAAUGGGACUAGUUGAGUCCGAGUGGAUAGACACUUUGUCUACCAUCGAUCCAGCAGAUAUCAUAUACGAGGACUUUGUAAUCGUGGGCAACAGACUCGCCAAGGAACUCAGAGAUGAGGGAGCUGACAUUGUGGUAGCCUUGACCCAUAUGCGCUGGCCGAAUGACCGUCGCGUGGCCCAGGAGAUCCCAGGAGUGGACAUUGUCCUUGGGGGCCAUGACCAUGACUACGGCAUUGAGACGGUUGAAGGAAAGUACGUAUUGAAGAGUGGCACAGAUUUCCGCAACAUUAGCCGCAUCAAUGUGGAGUUUUCAGAAUCAGGGUUGAAGUUCGACAUUCAAAGGGUAGACUUCUUUUCAAGCUAUCCUGAAGAUGAGACAUUGCGACAGGAAAUUCACAAAAUGACCGCCGAGAUUGACGAGCGUAUGAAUGAGCACCUCGGGUGUAUGGGUGUCUCGAUGGACGGUCGCUUUGCUUCCAUAAGGGCCAUGGAGACCAAUCUUGGUAAUUUCAUAACGGAUAUCAUCCUGGAAGCUGUACCGGCUGAUAUCUGCCUAAUGAAUUCCGGUACAUUUCGGUCCGACCGGAUACACAACAAGGGUGAAUUUCAACUGCGCGACUUGAUGACAAUACUACCUAUGGUUGACCCGCUUGUUGUUAUCGAAGUUUCAGGUCGUGUGGUUCUGGCGGCCCUGGAGAAUGGUGUGUCACAGGUCCCCAAACUGGAGGGUCGGUUCCCACAGGUAGCGGGCCUCUCCUUCGUGUAUGACGCCAGCAAGAAUCCAGGAUCCAGGGUGGAAUCAAGUCUUGUGAAAGUGCAGGAGGAUUAUCUCGAUUUUGAUAAGACGUACCGACUGUGCACAAAGGAGUACAUUGCAUCGGGCAAAGACGGCUAUGAUUGCUUUAAGGACUGCCCUGUAGUGGUCGAGUCUGAGCAGUGUCCAACCAUCAGUACGGCCAUCAGGAACCAUUUCGAGUCUGUACAGAUUCUGUUGAAUGAGAAAGUCUGCAGAUCUGGCCAUCGACAGAGUCUAUGUAGCAUCAUCAGGCGCUCAAUGCUCAUACAAAAAACGGUUGAGAAGUUCAUGAAAAAGGUGAAACUCAGAACCCCGACAUCAUCCUUGGACGUACCAGACUCCAGUGCCAAAGACGUGAAUGCAAAUGCACAAAAAGAAGAAACAGUCGCAACUAACGCACCCACCUCUAACUCACAACCAUUCAGCACCAGUAAAUUGGGUGGUUUUAUGUCACUUGCAUCAAUCGCCACAAAUAACCAAUCGGUAGCAGGCAGUCCAGAGAAGAAACCCCGAACGGCAGACGACAGAACAAUGACUGCCCAAUCUGCCAUGGAAAAGUCGCCAUUUUCUUACAGGCGCGACAGCAAUAUUGGCGACGCGGCCCACUUGGCCCAUCUUGCCAAAGUAACUCAGGCGUUCAAGAGACCGCUGAGAACAGCGCCAAAGAAGUUGACAGGAGGGACGGCUAGUGCGUACGUGCGGCAGAUGAGUAUCGAGGCGGAAGAGGACAAGCAGACGCACCUCUGUCCUAAGGUGGAGGGACGCAUUGUGAAGGCAGAUGAAGCGACCAUCAAGCGCCUACUGGCUGAGAAGGAUAUGAAAGUGGGUGCACAUGUUCUGGAGGCCAUUGUUCAGGAGUCCAACAGCCGCCAAAACUCAGUGGAGUCUUUGACCGACAGCCGCCAAAACUCAGUGGAGUCUUUGACCGACAGCCGCCAAAACUCAGUGGAGUCUUUGACCGGUGGCAACUGAACAUAAGAAAUACUUAUGGCUGUUUUCUGCAUAUUCUUUGUUGUUAGUCAUUAGUCAAUUGAUUUUCGUACUGUAGUUUUAGUCUUUAAUUGAGUAGUUUCACAUUUUUGUUAACGUAAGCUAUUGGUCAAGAAAGGGACCUCUCCAUUGUGAUCCCAUAUUGUUUGUUUGAUGUGUCCCUCAAUAUGGGAAAACAGAGUUUUAAGUACAGGCUAAUCAGGGACGACACUUCUCGCCUAAAUUGGAUUUUUGCUCAGAAAAGACCUCAUUUAAAUGAAAAAUACAAUAAAGGGGAAAGUGUUACCUUGAUAAGCGUGUGUGGACUUUACAGACUUAUCAUGAACGACUUUAACCCUUUCAGUGCUGGAACCGAAUUGUGAAGGCCUUUGCAAACAAUUUGGAUCCAGAUGAGACGCCACAGAACGUGGCGUCUCAUCAGGAUCCAAACUGUUUGCUAUUCUGUUUGCAAAGGCCUUCAAAAUUCGGUUCCAGCGCUUAAAGGGGUUACCCUUUACCACUAAGAAAUGUAUUUUGUCGCAUUUGUAGUCCCUUAGAAAGUUAUAUUCAAUUAAAGGCCUGUAUUACUAGAUCCAAUUUUUAAAGGUUUCAAUUCAAAUCCUUAGAUACUGAUGAGCAGCAAACAGCAUAAAACCUGAACAGACUGCUAGUUACUCGCAGGCUGUUCUGGUUUUUAUGCUGUUUGCACAUAGCCAUUUUCACUUAGCUUCUAAGUGGGAAAGGGUUAAGGCAAUAUACUGACUCAACUUAAGUUUUUCUCAAUUUUUUACUAGAUGAAUUUGACCAUCAUACUCAAUUUGUUCAUAAAAUCUUUUUUGAGUCCACCACAACCCUGAGUUUUAGGAGGAAUAUGUACUUAUAGCUGGGAUAUUAGAUUGUUUGUGAGCUGACCAACGUUCUCAAUACUCAGCUGAGUGGAGACUCAAACCUCAUCUUCUGAGUUGAGAAUGUUCUUGAUACUGGGUUCUUGUAUUGGCAAUUUGUUAUGCCCCCGGAUCGAAUGAUUGGGGGUAUAUUGUUUUUGGCCUGUCUGUCAUUGUAUGUGUCACAAAACUUAAACCAUGGUCAUAACUUUUGCAAUAUUGAAGCAACUUGAUAUUUGGCAUGCAUGUGUAUCUCAUGGAGCUGCACAUUUUAACAGGUGAAAGGUCAAGGUCAUCCUUCAAGGUCAAAUAUAUGGCUUCAAAGAGGCGCAGUAGGGGGCAUUCUGUUUCACAAACACAUCUCUUGUUUUAUUACUGUAACUCAGUAUUAUUAUUCUGUCACAAAUGUUUAUGGAUUUUCCAGGGUCAACUGCACAACGAAAUAUUAUGUUAAUUGAACAUUAACGUCUUAUAUCAGACAUUAUAGAAACAAUCCACAAAUGUAACGUCCCAACGAAGAUUUCUUAUUUAGCAAUUCCAAAAAAUUUCAUGUCAACUAUAUUAAAUGAAUUAAAUAUCUGGUUUGUUGAAAAAGCUUCUUUUAAUUCUAGUUAUUUGUUGUGUUUUAACUGGUAAAAAUUUGAUGAAUUUGGGUCAUCUAAUAGUCAUCCAUGAAAUCUGUCAUUGUUGGUCGAAGGUGGUGAAAAUCUGUACGUAGAUAUAUAUUCCUGUAGGCAGGUAUGAGGAGUAAGGUAGUCACAUCUGUAAAGACCCUUUAGUUCAUUGAUUUAGUUAUACAUGUAUAUAAAUUGUUAAGAUUAAAAUAAUGUUAAUGUUUUAGAUUUAUAGUAUUUUUGCACUUGUUAAGUGCUUCAAUUUAUCUGGUGAUGUUUUUUAUAACUUUUUUUGAGAUAUUUUUUAUAUUAAUUGAACAAUUUUUUUCAUGAAGGUGUGUGAUAUUUUCAAAUGUUAUUUUUUAUGCCCCCCUUCGAAGAAGAGGGGGUAUAUUGUUUUGCACAUGUCGGUCGGUCGGUCCGUCUGUCCGUCCACCAGAUGGUUUCCGGAUGAUAACUCAAGAACGCUUAGGCCUAGGAUCAUGAAACUUCAUAGGUGCAUUGAUCAUGACUGGCAGAUGACCCCUAUUGAUUUUCAGGUCACUAGAUCAAAGGUCAAUGUCACAGUGACUCGAAACAGUAAAAUGGUUUCCGGAUGAUAACUCAAGAAUGCUUACGCCUAGGAUCAUGAAACUUCAUAGGUACAUUGAUCAUGACUGGCAAAUGACCCCUAUUGAUUUUCAGGUCACUAGGUCAAAGGUCAAGGUCACAGUGACAAAAAAGGUAUUCACACAAUGGCUUCCACUACAACUGACAGCCCAUAUGGGGGGCAUGCAUGUUUUACAAACAGCCCUUGUUCUACAUUGUUACUGCUGCAACAUAUUCUCAUGAUGAAAUUGCGAAUAAAUUGCUAUGAACACAAAAUUUUAACAAUCCAUUUCUUGCAUAUUUAUCAAAAGUUGUUUGUUCUUGUAAAAAAACUUAAAGCAUUUGUAUGGGUUCAAUAGAUAAAAAGGUUUAAACAGCAGCCCUGGGGAUAUAAAAUUAAAUCAAGGUGUCCCUACUUUGUUAUAUUACAGCAGCCCUGGGGAUAUAAAAUAAAAUCAAGGUGUCCUUACUUUGUUAUAUUACAUAUUUAUUGGGUGUGAUUGUUUAUUAGCUUAUUUUACAAAUGGAACCCUGGAAAAUGGGGAGACAAUGUGUAUGCAAACUUCAUUAGUGUAAGAGUGCUGAUGUUUAACAAGACAUUAAUAUUUUGUUUUAAAAUAGCAUUUUGAAAUGAAUUCCUCUUAAAGUACCUCAUUUUGUCAUUUUGUAUUACAGUAUUUCAUCUUUUCUUAACGCAGAUUUUUAAACAAAUGUCAAGUUACGAAAGAAUAUUGAGCUUGAAAUGAGUAAAGAUUUAUUGUCCAUAUGUUCUUAAAAUAAAGAACAAAUGAAGGCAUGAAAGGAAUCGAAAACAACAACACUUAAAUUAACUUAUCAUGGAUGUUGGGAUUGACUUGUUAUACUUCUUUACUUAAAUUUGUUGUAUGGCAUUGAAAAAGUCUGGGCUCUUGUGUCUUUGUAGACAUGAGUUGUUUUUUUAAUUGUUGAUAAAUAGUAUGUCUAUUCCACCGCAUGUAUACAUGAUAUUAUGUAGAGUAUGUAUGCCAAGAACUUUUUGUUAAGUUGUUGAAUAAUCACACCUGAAUUACAGCAUUAUCUUAAGUUUAUGUACGUUAUGUUAGUUUACAAAAUGUAAUGACAAAUUGGUCAUAUCAUAUACACCUUCCACCCUUUUUUUGCUUGCCUUUUACUUAAUGUAUUGAAAGUAUUGGGCGGUGUUUUGUUUGGACUGAAGAAUUUUACAAUAUGGACGCAUGCUUUAUCUUUUUGCGUAUGUUUUACUAUAUUAAGAUGUAAAAUAAUCAUAUAUUAUAAUUAUUAAUUAUGUUAUACCUCAUAUUUUAUUGGUAUAGAGGGGCUUAGUUGUAUUAUCCAUCAUUCCAUAUUUGUUAACAUAGUGACAUUUUUCCUUUUUUCUUGUUACAUGUGUAGUAGUUUUUUUUAUUUUUUAUAUUCAUUCUUAUACAAUAAUUUUUUAUCUUUAUUAUUGCUUACUAGCUUUCUGUAUCUAUUUUUUCUUUUUGUAUUUUUUGCAAUCACUAUAUUUUUUUUUGUUAUAUUCAUAUUUUACAUUUUACUUAGAUAUUUCUUAGUCAGUGUGUUUUGUCUACUUCAAGGUAUUUGCCUUUUGGUUUUGAAAUAAAAGCUGAUUUACUGAAUUUAUGAAAGAUGUGCGUGUUAGAUUGCAGCAAUAGAGACACUGGUGUGUUUGUUUUUUGACAGCUCAAUUUAAGAAUUUGAUUGAAUGAAACCUAAUGCAAUAUUUUCUUUACACCAUUUACCAUGAUGAAUAAACCUUGAAUGAGUGUAAAACUUGUUAGGAUUGUUCUAAAUGUCACAUAAUGUUAUACUGCAUUUCUCUUAUUAAUGCAUUCGUUCUGACAUAUCGACAAAUGUUUGUAAACUUUUGUGUACAGUAUUUUGUGGUGAAAUAUGACCCAGUAAAUGUAAAUUGGACCAGGCGGGUGAAGAUCAAGGACAAUGUUAACCCAUGAAUGUUUAGUGGACUCUCCCAUCCUUCCAAAAUGGAUCAAUUUAUUUCCAAAAUUGGGGAUGUCUAGUAUAUUUAUUUCGAUAUUUAGAAUAUUUCUUACCGAAAUUCCUUUAAGCAAACAGCGCAACCCUGAUGAGACGCCGCAUCAUGCUGUUUGCCAAUGCAUUUUUUCUAGACGCUAGACAUAAAUGGGUUAAUGAAAAUAGGAAAACUGUUUCUGCUCAAUAGCUUGAGUUUGGGUGAAGGUAUUGCACUGAAAUUGUUUGUGACUCUGUCCUUUAAAAAGAUGCAGCUAGGGAUAGUAUACCUGGCCUGUUAGCCAAAGGUCAAGGUUACUGUUUCUAAAAAUAGAAAAACUGCUUCUGCUCUAAAUUUGUACUUCGAAUGAAGGAAUUAGGCUGAACUUGUGUGGGUAUGUAGCUAACCUGCUGACCUUACUUGAGAUUCCACAUUUAUUAUUAUGCCACCUUUGAAGAAGAGGGGGUAUAUUGUUUUGCACAUGUCGGUCCGUCCGUCGGUCCGUACACCAAAUGGUUUCCGGAUUAUAACUCAAGAACGCUUAGGCCUAGGAUCAUGAAACUUCAUAGGUACAUUGAUCAUGACUGGCAGAUGACCCCUAUUGAUUUUCAGGUCACUAGGUCAAAGGUCAAGGUUACAGUGACUCAAAACAGUAAAAUGGUUUCCGGAUGAUAACUCAACAAUGCUUAGGCCUAGGAUCAUGAAACUUCAUAGGUACAUUGAUCAUGACUGGCAGAUGACCCCUAUUGAUUUUCAGGUCACUAGGUCAAAGGUCAAGUACACUGACUUGAAACAGUAAAAUGGUUUCCAGAUGAUAACUCAAGAAUGCUUAAGCCUAGGAUCUUUAAAAUUCAUAGGUACACUGAUCAUGACUGGGUGAUGACCCCUAUAAAUUUUCAGGUCACUAGGUCAAAGGUCAAGGUCACAGUGACUUGAAACAGUAAAAUGGUUUCUGGAUGAUAACUCGACAAUGCUUAGGCCUAAGAUCAUGAAACUUCAUAGGUACAUUGAUCAUGACUGGCAGAUGACUCCUAUUGAUUUUUAGGUUACUGGGUCAAAGUUUAAGGUCACAGUGACUCAAAACAGUAAAAUGGUUUCCAGAUGAUAACUCAAGAAUGCUUAAGCCUAGGAUCAUGAAACUGCAUAGGUACAUUGAUCAUGAAUUGCAGAUGACCCCUAUUGAUUUUCAGGUCACUUGGUUCAAGGUCAAGGUCACAGUGACUCGAAACAUGUUUCCGGAUGAUUGCUCAAUAACGCUUAGGCCUAGGAUCAUGAAACUUCAUAGGUUCAUCGAUUAUGACUGGCAGAUGACCCAUAUUGAUUUUCAGGUCACUUGGUCAAAGGUCAAGGUCACAUUGACUCAAAACAGUAAAAUGUUUUCAGGAUUAUAACUCAAUAAUGCUGAGGCCUAGGAUCAUUAAACUUCAUAGGUACAUUGAUCAUGACUGGCAGAUGACCCCCUAUUGAUUUUCAGGUCACUAGAUCAAAGGUCAAGGUCACAGUGACUCAAAACAAUGAAAUGGUUUCUGGAUGAUAACUCAACAAAGCUUAGGCAUAGGAUCAUGAAACUGCAUAGGUACAUUGAUCAUGACUGGCAGAUGACUCCUAUUGAUUUUUAGGUUACUAGGUCAAAGUUCAAGGUCACAGCGACUCAAAACAGUAAAAAGGUUGCCCGCUGAUAACUCAAGAACCCUAAGGCCUAGAAUCAUGAAACUGCAUAGGUACAUUGAUCAUGAAUGGCAGAUGACCCCUAUUGAUUUUCAGGUCACUUGGUUAAAGGUCAAGGUCACAGUGACUUGAAACAGUAAAAUGGUCACCGGAUGAUUUCUCAAGAACGCUUAGGCCUAGGAUCAUGAAACUUGAUAGGUAGAUUGAUCAUGACUGGCAGAUGACCCAUAUUGAUUUUCAGGUCACUUGGUCAAAGGUCAAGGUCACAGUGACUCAAACAGUAAAAUGGUUUCAGGAUGAUAACUCAAUAACGCUGAGGCAUAGGAUCAUUAAACCUCAUAGAUACAUUGAUCAUGACUGGCAGAUGACACCUAUUGAUUUUCAGGUCACUAGGUCAAAGGUCAAGGUCACAGUGACCUGAAGCAGUAAAAUGGUUUCUUAAGUAUUCACACAAUGGCUGCCACUAUAACUGACAGCCCAUUUGGGGGGCAUGCAUGUUUUACAAACGGCCCUUGUUUUAAUUGACGCGACAAAAUAAAUGAGAAUAAGGUUGAAGACCAUGUUUCAGAGCAUUUCCAUGUUUGUUGUAAUAUCCAUCACUUUCUGUGCCUUCAUUUGUACAACAAGUUAAUAUAACUGUCAACAAUCACUGUAACAGAGAUACAUAUAUUAACAGGCAUACUUUGUGACAAUUUGGCAGUCUUGAUGUUGAUAGACAAUUGGACCAGGUAAAAUAAUGAUGGCUCUUACCAGCUUUCACUUACAGUUAAGUUGUUGAAGACAUUGUCAAUGUUUACUGAAAUAAAUUCAAUAAUGCAAGUCCAGUUUUAUGUGUCCAUCUUUGUUUUGCCAAUGUUCAAAGAUGUUAGAAUAUGUAAUUGAAUGUGCACUUAAAACAUAUAAACAUCUUAUGGAUUUUUUUAUCAAAAUUAUUUUAUUAACAAGGAGAAAAGUGUAAGUCUUUUUGGGUAUUAAUAUGGUGUGAAAUAGUAUGGCAUUAUAACAAUCCAUUUUAUGUAUUGCUAGUUCACAUGAUUUUUGUACAAGGAGAUUUCAGGAUUUCACUGCCACAAUCAUGUAUAAAGUUGUUAGGGCACUGUAUGUUAACAUGCAAUUUUGAAUGACAUAUUGAAUUGUUUUUAGCUCACCUUAGCACAACGUGCUCAUGGUGAGCUUUUGUGAUCGCUUUUUGCCCGUUGUGCGUUGUGCAGCGUCAAUAUUUGCCUUGUUAACUCUCUAGAGGCCACAUUUAUUGUCCAAUCUUCAUGAAAUUUGGUCAGAAGAUUGGUUUAAAUGAUAUCUUGGAUGAGUUCGAAAAUGGUUACGUUUGCUUAAAAAAAAUGGCUGCCAAGGGGCGGGGCAUUUUUCCUUAUAUGGCUAUAUAUGGCUAUAGUAAAAUAUUGUUAACACUCUAGAGGCCACAUUUAUUGUCUGAUCUUCAUAAAACUUAGUCAGAAGAUUCAUCCCAAUCAUAUCUUGGAUGAGUUCGACAAUGAUGCCGGUCGGUUGAAAAACAUGGCCGCCAGGGGGCAGGGCAUUUUUCCUUAUAUGGCUAUUGUAAAACCUUGUUAACGCUCUAGAGGCCAAAUUUAUUUUCCGAUCUGCAUGAAACUUGCUCAGAAGAUUUGUCCCAAAAAUAUCUUGUUAUCUCAGGUGAGCGACUUUGACCUUUCAGGCCCUCUUGUUAUUUAAUAUGUAUUAAUAUGAUACAUGUUUACAUAUCAAUCAGUUUGUAUUUUUCUGAGAAUUUUAAUUUAAUUUGUAAGAGUUUAACAAUAUUUUUUUCAGCAGAUACGCAUUUUAAUUAAAUAAAUAAAUACUCACCUGUUAGUAUCACUUACUGUAACAGUUUUCAUUUGGAAUGUAUGCUCUCUUCAUCUACUGGUGCUAGAACAGUUUAAUUAGACUUAUUAGAUUCUCUUUAAACCCUUUAACCUUUGAAUGAUAUUUAUAAAAUGUUGCUUAUUAAAACCUUUUGAUCCUUUAGACCAUGUGCAGAAGUCAUACCAACUCAGGGUGAAAGGCCUUAUUUGUAGUUGAAAAUGUUAGCUUGUAUUUUCAUGUCAUAACUAUGUGUCAUGUGUCAUAAAACUGGUUUUCAUAAAAUUAGCCUAAAAUGUGUAGCCAUUAUAGACAAUUAUGUCCAGAGUGCACCAGUCAUUCACGCCAGCUCAAGGACCAGGUCACCAUUUCAAGUCAGCUCAAUACCUGGUCUUCCUUUAAAACAUUCAUAAAACUUGGCUCAAAGGUAGCUUGAGUUAUGCACAACGGCUCAAGGACAAGAUCAUCAUUCAAGUCAGCCUGGUCUGCCUUUAAAACAUUCAUAAAACUUGGCUCAAAGGUAGCUUGAGUUAUGCACACAUGCUCAAGGACAAGGUCAUCAUUCAAGUCAGCCUGGUCUUCCUUUAAAACAUUCAUAAAACUUGGCUCAAAGGUAAAGGUCAUUGAAAUGUAUGGGAACUUAAGCCUGGUCAAGGUUAAUGUCACAAUUAAAGGUGUAAUUUUUCUACUUUCUUUUUAGAGUCAAUGUUUUUCGUGCCUGCUUUAUAGUGUGCUUUAUCUUUUAAGGGGGCCUUUUCACAGAUUUUGGCAUGUUUUGAAGUUUGUCAUUAAAUGCUUUCUAUUGAUAAAUGUAAGCAUUUGCUCUAAAAAGCUCCAGUAAAAAAUCAAGAAUAAAAUUUAAAAAAGAAAAAAAAGUAACCCUAAACAGGGCUCGAACCACUGACCCCUGGAGUCCUGGCGUAAAAAGUCUCCGACUUAGACCCCUCGACCAUUCUUCCACAUAAGAUGUCAGAUGUAUUUUAUAGUAUAUAUAAGCAAUCAUCGUAGUUUCACAAAAUAUAGCGACAACAACAGAACUCUCCAAAUUAUUCAAUCGUUUCGUGUUGCAACGCUUUAUCAUUUUCAGGUUUUUAAAUCGUCAAAAGAUGCAUAUAAUGUCUAUAUUAGAGCAUGGUAAAUGUUCAGUAUUACUGUUUUCUCACAAAUAUCAUAACUAAAUGAAAAUUUGCAAAACUGAAACAACUUUUUUGUCAAUUUACCAAACCGUGGAAAGGCCCGUUUAAAAGCUAUUUUAGAAUUAGACUCAAAUGUCUUGAUUAUUGAUACCAUAUGUAAAAGACAUAUUGUCGCUGUCGUUCUCAAACCUCGUAGCUCCAACAUUUUCAUUUUUUUUUUCGUCUUCCGAAAAUAUAUAUAGUCUGGCACAUGUUUUGUGCUAUAUCUCGUAGCUCUACGCCAAUCAGAGCCCUUGAAAAAGCCACGUGACGAAAUGUUGUAGCUUGAUUGUUGGCUUUUUUUUUCGGGCAACAAGUUGUAGCGACGUCAUUUCACCUAUAGUAACGUCAUUUCAUUUGGAUAAAUUUGACAAAAACGUUUUUAUAUUUGCAGCUAUGAGGUUUCGUAUCAGGACGAAUUGCCGUACAUCAUAAAAAUGAAAAGACUGUGGUGACAUAAUGUCGUAGCUACCAUUUCUGAAUAUCAGUAUGACUUAUCAGUAUGACUUUCACGUCUACGGCUUAUACCGUUUGUUGCAGCUUUAUUUGUUUGGUAUUUUUACAGAAUUUCAAUUUCUAAAACAUCGUUAUAAAAAAUGUGACGGUUUUUUCUCUCUCCUGAAAAGAUGGCAUUUUGUAGCUAUGAGGUUUGAGAACGACAGCGACGAUUUCCCAUGUCAAUAUAAGGUCAAGAUCACACGUGAAGGUUGAACAGUAUUUUCAAGUCUCCUGUAUCCUUUAAAGGAUUUUCAUGAAACUUGCCUCAUGUGUUUAUCUUAUUCAGGUAAAUUGCAAAAGGCAUGAGACAGUCAUGCCACUUUAAGGUCUUGGUCACAUGUGAAGGCCAAAAAGGUCAUGGUGGGGGAUCUAGCACUAUUAAGUACUAUAAUUACCUUGCUACUAUCGUUAAACAUGUGAUGGAAAGGCUUGUAAUGAGGCUUUAGAAUUGAUUGAAUCAGACCUUCUAACUGACAAAGGCAAUUAUAACUAUAUAAUAAUAAUAUUUUAUCAACACAUUCUGUACACAUUCCAUAGCUGCUUAACAUGUAAUGGUGCUGGUUGCAUUGACAGUAUAUGGGCAUUCUAAAACAUACAUAUAUAUAUACCAAACUGUUAACCGAUAUGAACACAUUCAGAAAUACAACAUCUGAUGAUCAAUGUCUUAAUCUAUCAUUUUGCAAAUUUUAUUAGACAUUAAUUAAAACAAUUUGGUUAUGAACAAUGUAGCAUGACACGUGUUGAAUUUAUUAUCUUUUUCUUUAGACCUGAUGUGCACUCUUCACUGGUCCGACAUAUUUUUUAAUUCCUUUUUAUUUCUCAAACAUGUUUUCAAUAAUCAAUAUUUCUCUCUAAAACAAUCAGAGAUACAGAUAAUAAAAUGCUGAAAAUAUCAGGGUGUGAUAGAUAAAAAAAUAUUAUAUAUUUAUAUUUAUUAUUAUAGCUUAUACACAUAGUUAUUUUCUUCACUAUCAAAAUGAAAAUGCACUUUUGUUAUGCUUAGCAAUAUUAAAUAAUACAUUUUCUUUUACAUUAAAAUUAAUAUCUGUCUGACAACUUGAGAUAAGAUUCCAAUGUUUUAUGUAAAUUGUGUUUUUAUGUGAUGUGUUUUGUGAAAUUUGUUCUUCAAUUCAUGUUGUUUGUGAUUGAACAAUUUGUUUAAUAUGUGUAUUGAAGGGUUUUUUAUGCAAUCGAUUAGCACAAUAAAUAUGCAUUUCAAAUA
Molecule: messenger RNA, 12719 nt
Organism: Dreissena polymorpha
Lineage: Eukaryota; Metazoa; Mollusca; Bivalvia; Myida; Dreissenidae
Product: snake venom 5'-nucleotidase-like
Exons: 14
Coding region: 106-2280 (724 amino acids)
Biological process (GO): nucleotide catabolic process
Molecular function (GO): hydrolase activity
Source: RefSeq, a predicted model, not a curated record